This is a messenger RNA of Didymodactylos carnosus, 3426 nucleotides long. The record is from the annotation of a GenBank genome assembly. Lineage: Eukaryota; Metazoa; Rotifera; Eurotatoria; Philodinida; Philodinidae.
GUGCAAUGACUCAAGUUUAAGUUAACAUAAAAUCUCAGGACAUAUCCUUUGAUGGAUGUUUGAGAUUUUAUGUUAACUUAAACUUGAGUCAUUGCACAUACGACCAAUUCUCUCCUUAGUAAAAUAUUAACAUUAGAUAUGAUGUUUUUUAGAUUCUUUUUUGUGUGUCAAUAGAAAGAGGAUUCUAUAAUGUAGAUGAAAAGUUUCAAUUGUCGAUGAUCUAAUUGCUAAUUUAGACUGUAGCUUAAUGAUUCUACUAAUUUUAAUGCACAAAAAUGCGCUUAAAAUAUUCUAUCUCUGUUAUAUGCUCAUUACUCGUUGAAAACACUCUUUUUUCCCCCCAUAUAUGGUAGAUUAUAGGAUUCUGAACAAGUUUGUCGUUUAGUAUAGCCUCUGAGAGACGGUGAAGAUUUUUUUCUAUCUAUCCAUGUGAUUUACACGGAAUUAUCAUAAUUACCGCAUGAAAAAUAACUGUGUUAUCACAAUUAUUACCCAAAAGAACAAAAAUGAAAAAAAUAACGGUCUUUUAUUUUUCGUAAUUUCUAAUUAACUUAUAACUUAUUUAGAUUAAGUCCAAAUGACUGACAAUUCACAUGAGAGGUAGAGCAGAAAAUACUCUACAGGAUGAUAUAAUUUUUAGUAAGUUUACUCCAAGUUUUCCCUUGAAACUAAAUAUUUUAAGUUCAUUCCAGCUAUUUUGGCUGUAGUUAUCAUAAUCACUCCAAUGCUAUACGGUCACUUACCACAAUUACCCCAAAUGGGGGAAUUAUGAUAAUUCGAAACAUAUGUACUGGAAAUUGAUUAGAACUAAUUAAUGUUAAUGGAUUUUAGGAAAAUUUUUACAGCCAUAGAUAGCUAAGAGUCAGCUCUAUCAGCCUGCAUAAUACUGGUUUUCUCCGGUUAAAAAUGGCCAAAAUGUGCCUAAAAUAUCCGAAAAGUUUUAAACGAUUAUCAGAAUUACUCCAUGUGACUCUACAUUCUCAUGUUGCACAAAGUCGAAUUUUUCGAAUGAAAAAAUUCAAAUAUCUGGAUGAUAGGAUAUAAUGAGACAUAACGAGAGAUAUGGACUGAAUUGUAAGACAUUUCCCGUCCAUUUGUUGUCUGAUAAUUCAUGCACAAAGUAUGUCGUUUCUUCAAAGAAAAUAAUAACGAAACAUGUGCACUGAUGAACAAUGAUGAUGUGCACGUGUAUGCUUUUUCGAUAAAAACAGUGUGACAGUCAGUUGUUUCAUUCGCAUUUUGGUUAUGUAAGGACAACAUAAACACAGUAUCACAUAAGUCGGAAGAUAAAAUUUUGCAGUAAUAAUUUAAUUUUGAACGAUAUUCAAUUGUUAAUGACACUCUUAGAGCAGGUUUGUUUCAUUCUCGUUUUAAAGAUUAUUUAUUUUUUACAGGUGCUAGAUUGUUAUAGCUGGACAUAUAAACAGAAUGCAUAUUUUUUUCUGGCCGACCUUACUUUUGCUUUGUCUGAGGGAAAGCUGACAUUUUAAUCUUAGUAGUUCUCCUAGAUGCUCGCUUAGUCGAAUUUUUAAAUAUAAUUCGCUUGAAACUUGCGUAUUAUUUUUGUUAUAUACUGCAACGAUUUGAAUGUGCUUACUUACUUAAAAACUUCCAGAAAAUAGUUAACGUAGUAGGCUGAAAAAACUGGCACUUUUCUGCUUAACGCCUUGUCCAAGCGUGACGCUCUGACAUUUUUGACACAGUAAUUUGAGCUCUUCUCAAAAAAUUUUACGGGCUAGAAACGUCGUUCUUGCGCCAUUCGACGCAGCUCGCCAUACUCAACUUUCGGUAUAAAAAUGAAGGUAUGUGGUUAAUGACUCGAAUUUUUAGAAUCGUUUGUGACGCUGUGAUAAAAAAAGGCCCUAAAUUCGAAGUUCUUCUCAUUAAAAGCUAAUUUGCUACGAAUUUAGAAGAGCUAAUAAAAAGCGCCUUUUGUAGAGAAGUAAACGCAACGAAAAAGCAACGUUUGUAGAGAAGUAAACGAGCUACUUUUUCCUAAAAAAGAAUCUUUCCAAUGAGCUUUCCAUCCCUCACUAAUUGUGUUUUAUCGUCGUGACCCUGUGACAUUUUUCGUGACGCUGUGACACACUUUUUCCCAACAAAGUUUUGAGUACUAAACAUUGCUCAGAGGAUUUCAUUUUUCACAUCGGACUUAGUUUUAGACAUCUAAUAUAGACUGACGUGAAAAUAAAGCUGAAAAAAUGUUUUCACUUAGAAUUGUGUGAGAAUCUUAAAACUUUAUUGAAAAGCUUGUUUUGAGUUUAAACUUCAAAAGAAACAUCCCGUCUUGUAGAGAAUCGAAUUCUCUAUCGAUUAGUGUGGCCUUCCAUUUUUAUUAGAAAAGUGUCUAGGUGAGUAAACCGAAAAUACAGUUUUCAAAAAAUGUAAAACUGAAUUUUUGGUGCCAAAAUUUAACUUUUUGAAAAAAAUGUGAGAUUCGUAAUCAGCACUAAAAACUGCAUCUAGUGAUAUGCUUCUUUCAGUUCUACUCUAAAAUAAUUUUUUCAAAAACUUAAUUAACGAAGUCUCGAGUUAGCUGGACAAGCCGUUAAUUAGUUCAGAUUAACUUAGUUGUUAAAUGCUAUUAAAGAUAGCGUCAGUACAGUUUUGCGUAAAUUGUAUUUUGAUAAUUUUUGAAGACACGACUAUUAAUAUCCAUUAAAUCAAGCUAUAUAAUUUGAUCAUAUACCUUUUGCAAAGAAAAUAUCGCUGUUCAAUUUAGUUUGUUGAUUUUUAUUUCUACAGUUCGAUAUGGUGCAGUUGGACGAAAAUGAUGAACCAUUACGAAUUCACGUUGGUAAUAUACCGUUUGCUUGGACGAUCGAAGAUUUGAGACAUCAGUUUCAAGUAUUUGGUUCAGUUCGAGAUCCAGAAAUUGUUGCUAAUGAUCGUGGUUCAAAAGGUUUUGGUUUUGUUACAUUUAUGCGUCGAAGUGACGGUUUGAAGGCAAUAAAAAUCAAAAAUGGCACAAUAGCAGAUGGGCGAAAAAUUACGGUUGCGUUGGCGUCGUCACGACCACUUCCUAGAGGGCUUUUCCGCCCUAUUGAAAAUCUUCAACCAUUUCUUUCGUCGUUGCCUCAAGUUUAUUCAAAUAAUCGUUCAUUGUCAUCGACACUGUACGAAACAUCAGCAUUGUCAUAUUGUUCUCCAAUUGGUACAGCACCUACGUCUAUAACUUAUAAUGCAUGCAUGCCCCAACAACAAACGCAGCAGCAACCAAUCAUUCUUCCCUCCCAAUCGUUAUUAUCAUCUCCUACAUCUUCUUUAUUUUCACCGAUUGAAUUACCCUAUUCGUUUGUUACAUCUCAAGUGCCUCGUGCGCGACGAACAGAUAUCGAGAACAAUGUAUUUGCCAACCCGAUAAGAGCAAACACAAGAGUUUCAAAUCUCGUUCAAAGUUGUCCUCAAUGUUCACGAUUGUAUUGA